Messenger RNA from Colletotrichum fioriniae, 1668 nucleotides. The record is from RefSeq and is a predicted model, not a curated record. NCBI's taxonomy places the organism in Eukaryota, Fungi, Ascomycota, Sordariomycetes, Glomerellales, Glomerellaceae.
AUGAACUACAUCGUGCGCUCCACCGCUCAAGGUGCUGCCAGGACUGGUAGGGAACGGAGCUCUCCCGAUCCAGCCAUCGUCCUGGAGAGAAGAUCUUGCGACGUUGCGGUACCUAGCGUUGAAGUCCACCGCCAAAGUCUGCCACACACGAUUGAUCGCAUAAUAAACUCAGGCUUGAAGAAGCCGGAACAGAACGGCAUCGAGACCGUCGUCAAGAGAGAACCUGUCACCGAUGAUGAUUUCUUUCUCCAACCGCCCAGAAACAUCUAUUUCUUCAAGCGAAUGGUGGAUGGCCGCCCUCAUUUCGACGCUCUGCAAGAAGUUGAUCCAGGCCGAACGCAGCUGAGUGACAAGCAAGCGAAUACCGAGUACGCGCUUUGGGAAACUGAAGAAGGUGACUUCAUCUACAGGCAAGCCGGGACCGACUUCCGAUUGCUACGGUGUAUCGGGAAUGUCGAGUAUCGUGGUGAGGAAGGAGACACCCAAGUGAAGCAUAAGUUCGCCACCAAAACCUUGGGUUUCAUCGCGAUUCGGGGUGCAGAUUCCUCGUUGGAUGUUCUCAAGCUCGCCGUGAGCGGGACUUCAUUCAUUCCCCUCCGGGAGUCGAAGGACAACUUUCUCUACCACGCGCGAUGGCACAAACGAGUGAAGAGACUGGCUCGACACCUCGGUCUCAACUUGCGAACGUUCUACGAUGGUGCAGGCAAGCCGAUGACGGCAGAGAAUUGCGGCAAUUGGAGAGCAGGUCACAUCGAGAAGAAACUCGCCACAUACAUGGUCUAUGCGAUGGUGAUUGCCCACAAUAUUGAGCCGGCAGACAGUCACGACAUCUCCCUGAAGGACCUAAGCCGGCUUCGCAAACGCCUCCGCGACCAAGGCCUUGCGCCACACUACGAGAUUCACAUCAGCAGAGCCCCCUGUGGUACACCUCAGCGCCGCAGGGAAGUGCAUUCCGUUCGUCAGGAAGCUGGGCCGGGCGGCGGGCAUCAAGUUCACGCGUAUCUUGCUGUAUCAAGUCUCACCAGUGACUACGACAGCGAGAAUGAGGAUCUGCUGGUCCAUCUCGCCGAAGCCGAUGGCCGCAAGGACGACAUUGUGUAUGACGGAUUCGAGAUAGCCGAGGACGAACCUCGCACCUACGAUGCCAGAGCUGCCAAUGACGAUGCUGUCGACUCAGCUGACACGGUUUCCUCUCCACUAGCACGGCAGCAUAUACCUCCUGAGGUAGCAACCAAGUUUGGCGAGAACCUGCGAGCGAAGUUUACUCGAAAGGAAAAGCCAGCCAUAGAGACGACCGCCGAGAUUACCGAAAGCACCGAGAGCGUGGAAGAAAUCGAACGAGAGCUGUCUUACGUCGACCUCAGCCGUCCUCCUUCGCAAAGUCAAUACUGGGAGGCGCCUGCUUCUGCGACCACCGAUGCGGUACCGCCGGUACGUAGAGGUUUAUCAAAGGUAGACUCGAAGAAGAGACGCGUUCGCAAGCUAGAGAAGAGAAGAGCAAAGGCGCUGGGGAAGAGAAAUCCAGGUAAAACUCAGACACAGAACGCCGUGCUAUUGGGGUGCUGGCUGACAGCAUGCUGGACCAGGGGGCUCUGUUUUUGCGGCUCGCCUGGGGGCGAUGCUCGGCUCGAGUCAGCGGAUUGGUUGAUGGAGUUGCUGGCGGACUAA